AUGUCAGAGUCAUGGCAGGAGCGCGCCUUUCGGCGCGCCUCGUGGGGGCUGAUGGCGCUCCUCUGCGCCUCGUAUUUGCUGCAGCUCACCGAGCCUGCGGAGCGUGCCUCAGCCCAGGCCACGCAGCACCGCCUCGCCACGUUCGUCGCGGACGCUGAGGCGCACGCAGCCGUCCCGGGACUGUCGCGGCCUGAGCGGGCUCAGCGGCUGGCGGGCCGCUUUGGCGGGCUGCUGGCCGACUGGAGCAGCCGCUUUCGCGGGGACGACGGCGACGGCGGCGGUGACGAGGAUGGCGCUCUGCGUGCGCCUCUGCACCGCCCGCCGCCGCGGACUCUCCUCGGCCGCCUCCUCCGCUGCUGCGCCUGCCUCGGCGCCCCGGGCCCGAAGCGGACGGCGUCUAGCGCGCCGAGCCGCUCCGUGCGCGGCGGCGGCCGGCUCUCGCUGCGCGCGGCAUGCGCGGCAGUGUGCUCCGGGCUGCGGUCGGCCGCCCUCUUCCCGUGCCUCGAGCUCGAGCCGAACCGCGUCUGCAACACGCGAGCCCUCGCAGUCAAGCUGCCGCUCCGCCCGCCGCUGGUGUGCGCGCUCAAGUUCGUCGCCUCGCUGCUCCUGUACUUUUCGCAGCCGGACGACUUCUUCUUCCUCUUCGUCGCCUUCGGGCAGAUCCUCGAGACGGGAUCCUUCCGCUCGUGCGGCCCUGUCGCCUUCUUCUGCUUCCUCUUCUGCACCUUCGAGGCGCUCGCCGCGUACUCCCAGGCGUCGCACGACACCGAGAUCAACCAGCGGCGCUGCACUGUCUGCUUGCAAGGCGGCGAGACGGCGGAGCUGGCCUGGUCGGCGGUGGAGCGCGGCUGCGUCGUCCGCCUCUCUGCGGGCGAGUCACCCCCGUGCGACCUCCUCAUCCGCAGAGUGCACGGAGGGGGCCUGCGCGCGAGGGAGAAGGACCUCACCGGCGAGUCGAAGCCCGUCAACAAGAUGGUGCCGCACCAGAUGGCGCCGCCCGCCAGCGCGCAGCACGCCUCCGUCGCCACGCGCGUGCUCCUCGUCACCCUCCUCCUCGCCUUCACCUACGACAACACGCUCGCGAUCUUCGCCACCGCCGCCGCGUGGUACGCGUCGCUCGGCAUGCAAGUCAACGUGUGGCAGGCGGCGGUCGCGCGGCUGGGCGAGAUCGCGACCGAGACGGCCUCGGCGGCUGUCCUCACCGACAAGACGGGCACGCUCACCGUCAACCGCAUGAGCACGCAGGCGGCCGCGCGCCGCCUCUCGACGAGCGACGGCUGCGACUCGUGGGCGGUCUUCUCGGCCCGCCCGCCCACGGCGCCGCUGCCCGAGUCGGCGAGGCGCGGCUCUGGGAGGGCGGGCGUGGAGCGGGACGGCGGCGGCGGGAUCGGGCUCCUCCCGCCGGUGCCUUUCCCGCCCAAGGGGGAGCCUCUGCACGACGCCGAGGGCGACGCCGCCGCCGGAGCGGCGCUCGACAUGGCCCUCGCUUGGUCCGCGACGACGGGCGAGCUGCCCGGCGUCGAGAUUGGAGAGGCGGAGGAGGCGUCCUUCCUCGAGCGACACCCGGGCACGCUGCUCCGCAACGUCACCGACGGGCAAGGCGGCGCUCGCAUCGUCUUCACUCUCCCAACUCGGGGCGGGCAGGCCCUGCGCAGCGGUGCGCCCGGCGGCGGCGACGUGCGGAUCGACGUGUCGGCACUCGAGGCGACGCCGCUGCUACCGCCGCCGCCGCCGGUGAGCGGGGUGGGGGAGUAUUUGCAGCGAGGAGGGGGCGACGAGGUGCACGCGAUGCACGUGCGGCUGCUGCUGCCGCUCGACCUGAAGCUGCGCGCCAAGGGCGCGCUCGCCCGCACGGGCAGCCUGGACAGCGGGGCGCCGUCGCCGGGGAGGGGCGAGAGCGGCGGUUUUCUCGGACUCUGGGGCGGCUCCUCGUCGCGCGCGUCGUCCCGCGCCGACGCCGACGGCGGGUGCACGCUCGUGGCGCAGGGCGCGGGCUCCUUCUUUCGAGCCGUCCACCCGCCGAACAGCGGCAUCAUCGAUUUGCUCGAGGGCGGCUCCGCCUCGGCGAGCGGCGUGCUGUACCGCUGCUUCGACUGGCGCGGCUCGGUGCGCAUCUGGUGGCACGGAGAGCGGCGCCUCUCUGCGGCCGAGGGAGACGCGCUCGUGUCCGAGUACGUGUCGGCGCCGUCGGAGGAGGCGCGCGCCGCCGUGCUGUCGCGCGCGUACCGCGGCUUGGCGAGUGCGAUGGAGGACCCGUACCAGGAGGCCGUGCCCGAGGCGAUCGCCGCCCUGCGCGCCGAGGGGUACCGGCUCAUGAUGGUGACGGGCGACUCGGACGCCGCCGCCGAGAACAUCGCCUACGCCACCGGCCUCGCGGUGCGGCCGGGCACGCGCCCCACCGCGCCGGCGGCGCCGCCGGCGGGGUCCGAGGCGGACGUGGAGCGGGGAGAGGCGGCGGCGGCGGGCGC
This is a messenger RNA of Emiliania huxleyi CCMP1516, 2468 nucleotides long. RefSeq lists its product as hypothetical. Gene Ontology annotation, cellular component: plasma membrane. The annotation marks the transcript as partial. Gene Ontology annotation, biological process: phospholipid translocation. Gene Ontology annotation, molecular function: ATPase-coupled intramembrane lipid carrier activity. The record is from RefSeq and is a predicted model, not a curated record. The transcript is spliced from 10 exons. NCBI's taxonomy places the organism in Eukaryota, Haptophyta, Isochrysidales, Noelaerhabdaceae.